Molecule: messenger RNA, 982 nt
Organism: Phalaenopsis equestris
Lineage: Eukaryota; Viridiplantae; Streptophyta; Magnoliopsida; Asparagales; Orchidaceae
Product: GTP-binding protein SAR1A
Exons: 3
Coding region: 218-799 (193 amino acids)
Biological process (GO): intracellular protein transport; endoplasmic reticulum to Golgi vesicle-mediated transport; membrane organization
Cellular component (GO): COPII vesicle coat; endoplasmic reticulum exit site
Molecular function (GO): GTP binding; GTPase activity
Source: RefSeq, a predicted model, not a curated record
CAGUUUUUUACUGGGUUUCUAUCCGUCCCAACGCACUCUCCGUCUUCUUGUUCAUUACCUUGAGAUUCCUCUCUCUCCGCCUCUCUCCUCCUGCUUUAGAGUUUUGCAGUUUUCCCUCGAUCUCCGGUGGUCUCUCGAGCGGGAGGCUCUCCGUCGCCGGAUCUAGUUUCCUUUGCCUCAUAACGGGUGGCGAUCCGGGCGAUCCGAUCGAUCCGCCAUGUUCUUGGUUGAUUGGUUCUACGGCAUCCUAGCCUCGCUGGGGCUGUGGCAGAAGGAGGCUAAGAUCCUCUUUCUUGGGCUUGAUAACGCCGGGAAGACGACGCUCCUCCACAUGCUCAAGGACGAGAGGUUGGUGCAGCAUCAGCCGACCCAAUACCCGACUUCGGAGGAACUGAGCAUUGGAAAGAUUAAGUUCAAGGCAUUUGACCUUGGUGGGCACCAGAUUGCUCGGCGGGUUUGGAAGGAUUACUAUGCAAAGGUGGAUGCCGUGGUGUAUCUGGUAGACGCCUUUGACAAGGAACGGUUCGCUGAGUCUAAGAAGGAGCUCGAUGCCUUGCUUUCGGACGACGGCUUAGCCAACGUCCCGUUCCUUGUCCUCGGUAACAAAAUUGACAUACCGUACGCGGCAUCCGAAGAGGAGCUCCGCUACCACCUCGGCCUCACCAACUUCACUACCGGCAAGGGCAAGGUCAACCUCGCCGACUCUAACGUCCGGCCGCUCGAGGUCUUCAUGUGCAGCAUCGUCCGAAAGAUGGGUUAUGGAGAUGGAUUCAAAUGGCUCUCGCAGUAUAUCAAGUGAACCAUCAGGCAAAAUCUUAUACUGCUGCUGCAAUUAUCUUUUGUUUCGGUUUGAUGAUGAUGGCAUGAAACUAUGUUUUGGUGCUUUAUUUAUAAUAAUGCAAAUGUUUUCCAUAUUUAACAGGAUUGGGAUUAUGAAGACUUUGUAAAGUAGAAUGCAAUGUUAGAAUUAUUCUUUCUUUCC